AUUUUUGUAAAUAUUCUUGAGUGGUGACUUAAAUCAAGCAAUUGCAAUUCAAAAGAUUCUUGCCAUCCAAAUGUGUAGAUAAGUGGGAGAAAUCCACAUGCCACUUGCCGAGCCCAUGGAACAACUAGCAAGCGCCCCGCAUCGUCAUCUCGACUUUUGAGCUACCCAUCUCUCCCUGUCCCCUGCCAGCACGACCGUCACAAUGUCCAGCCAACAGCAAGUAGACCCUAAGAAGCAGCAGGAGCUGCAGCUCCAGUACACCAACUUCAAGAACACACUCCAACAACUAGCGCAGAAGAUCGGAGACAUUGAGCAGGAGGCUGAGGAGCAUAAACUCGUCAUCGAGACAUUGGACCCUCUUCCCGAAGAUCGCAAAUGCUUCCGCAUGGUUAACGGCGUCCUGGUAGAGCGUACGGUGAAGGAUGUGCUGCCGACCCUCAAGACGAACUCGGAUGGCCUGAAGCAGGUGCUGGAGGAUAUGCUGAAGCAAUACAAGUUGAAACAGACGGAGCUGGAUAGCUGGAAGAAGAAGAACAACAUCCAGGUUGUGCAGCCUUAAGGACAAAUGCUUCGGUUACACCUUUUGAUACCCGGCCUUUUCCAACAGUUGCACGUGUGGGCGUAUGAGCAGGAGAUCAUUGGCGUUUAUGGGAAUGGCAACAAAACUAGAGAACCUAGCAUGAUUCAUCUUUGAUCAUAGCGAAUUAAAAAUCAUAAUCAAACAUGACAUACAAGUACAAAUGGCCACUGUGAUUAAUGAAAUCUAUGAG
This is a messenger RNA of Penicillium brasilianum, 770 nucleotides long. NCBI's taxonomy places the organism in Eukaryota, Fungi, Ascomycota, Eurotiomycetes, Eurotiales, Aspergillaceae. The record is from the annotation of a GenBank genome assembly.